AUGUCUCCUAUAAGUAACCGAGGGGUCGCGGAAACUGACUCUGGCUCGGAUUCAGAUAGUGGAUCUAGCGGUAGUCGCAGCAAAAGUCCAAGUCCUGCACCAUCAGGCAAAGAAGGUAGUAGGUCUAGAUCAGGAUCUAGGAGUCCUGCAAAAUCAGCCAGCCAGUCCCCAAAAUCAAAUGCAUCUGCACGAUCAAGGAAAUCUUCUAUUGGAUCCAAUGCUUCUAGGAGUAAAUCAAAUUCUCCUGCUGGAUCUAAUAGGUCUGGAUCUGUCGCUAGCAAUAAGUCUGGUUCUUCCAGCCCUAAAUCUCAGGCUUCGGGUAGCCCAAAUAGGACAUCUAAAUCAAGAUCUCGAUCCAGAAGUGGUUCAGCUAGUGCAAGAUCCAGAUCUGGCAGCCCUAAAUCUGGACCACACACACCCAAAUCUCGUUCACAGAGUCCAAAAUCUCGGUCUCAAAGCCCCAAAUCCAGGUCACAGAGUCCUCAAUCACGAGCACAUUCUAAAUCACCUAAAGCCAAAAGUAGGUCAAGAUCUGUCAGUGGAAGUCCUAAAAGCAGGAAGUCUCGGUCAAGAUCUGGUAGUGGCUCAACAAGAUCAAAAAGUCCUGUGGAAAAGGACAAUGAUAGCAGAUCAAAUUCACCAAAUCUCAUGAUAGAUGACCAAGAUGAUAAGGAUAAGUCUAAGUCUAAGAGUAGAUCAAGAUCAGGAUCAAGACAGUCAAGAAGUAAAUCUAAGUCGAAAAGUCGGUCUCGGUCACGCUCAAAAAGUUCCAUUGCUUCUGAUCCAGGUGAUAAAAAGAAAAGGGCAGUGCUAUCUGAUUCAGAGAGUGAUGCAGAGAAAAGUGGUAACAAAAGGAAGAAAGGAUCUGACAGUGGCUCGGAUACUAGCGCAAAGCCUAAGAAGAAGUCUAAGAAGUUAGAUGAUUCUGAUGAUGAAAAUCAGGAGAAGGCUGAGGGUGAUGGUGUGACAGCUGAUGCUCUCUUCGGCGACGCCUCAGAUAUCAGUUCAGAUGAAGAUAAAGAAGAUAAGCGUUCUGGGAGAUCAAGGUCUCGUUCUCGCAGCAGAAGCCGCAGCCGCGACAAAUCUGAUGAUGAAAGGCGCUCUGAUGAUGAAAAGAGAAGCGGUGAUGAAGAGAAUCGUGAAAAACCAGAGGAGGAAGAAGAACAAGAGAUUCCCGAGACCCGAAUUGAUGUGGACAUGCCCAAAAUAUGGACUGAGCUGGGCAAAGAGCUGCACUUUGUCAAGUUGCCCAAUUUCUUGUCAGUAGAAACGCGUCCGUAUGACCCCGCAACGUAUGAAGACGAAAUCGAUGAAGAGGAGACCUUGGACGAAGAGGGACGAGCCAGAUUAAAGUUGAAAGUAGAGAACACAAUACGAUGGCGAACGGUGUUCGACAAAGAAGGCAACGCAGUCAAGGAGUCUAAUGCAAGGAUGGUGAAGUGGUCUGACGGGAGUAUGUCCCUGCACCUCGGCUCAGAAAUAUUCGACGUCUACAAGCAGCCUUUGCACGGCGACCACAAUCACUUAUUCGUUCGCCAAGGUACCGGUCUUCAGGGGCAGGCGGUGUUCCGGACGAAACUUUCAUUCAGACCUCACUCAACCGACUCCUUCACUCACCGGAAGAUGACGCUCUCGGCCGCGGAUCGUUCGACCAAGACUUCCGCUAUCAAGAUUCUCUCGCAAGUCGGAUCUGAUCCUGACGCUGAUAGAAAGUAUCAGCUCAAGAAAGAAGAAAUGGAGCUCCGCGCAGCCAUGAGGUCGCGGGCAUCCACUCGACCAAAAAGGCGAUCUGGUGGAGGCGGCACCGCAGCUCGCGCCGCUCGUGAUGACUCGGAGGACGAGGGCGGAGUCUCGCUCGCCGCUAUCAAGAAUAAAUAUAAGCAGGGCGCUAAAGCGCAAGCCUCAGCGAUAUAUUCUUCAGAAUCCGACGGAUCGGACAUGGAGACGCGAAGGGCUCGUCGUUUAGACAGGGCUAAGGCUCUGAAGGACUCUGAUGACGAAGGCAGCGACGCAGACGCCACCACACAGAAGAGUCACAGCGCAUCAAACUCUGGCAGUGGUAGCGAGUAA
Molecule: messenger RNA, 2070 nt
Organism: Leptosia nina
Lineage: Eukaryota; Metazoa; Arthropoda; Insecta; Lepidoptera; Pieridae
Source: the annotation of a GenBank genome assembly